AUGCAAAGCUGUUAUUUGUUUUAUAUAUUGACUUGCAUAUCGACGGCUUCAGUGCAGGGUAUUAAUACCGGAAUCAAUAUAAAUGCUGAUACCGAAAUUGCAUAUAACAUUUCAGUGGCCAUAUAUGAGAUACUUAAAAUAUCCUUUGUAGGCGUGCAACAGCAGCGUGUUUAUAAUUUGUUCUCACAGGCUACGCAGAAAAAACGUUUAACUUUUUUCGGUGAAAUUACAAAUAAUUUGGCCAGCGUCGAAAAUAUUGAAAUCAGUGCAAGAAUUGGUAUGGGUACAGGGCUAAUAAAGGAUAAUGAGCGGCACUACAGUGUACUACUAGUGGAUUCGAUACAAUCCUUUAGCGCUUAUCCUUAUAAUGACUACCAUUGCCAAGGAUUUGCACCGACAAUACAAAAUAAAUUUGUCAAUUUGCAUUGGCAGCAUCAGCAGUUUUAUCCAGAUAAACUUGCAAACUUCCAUGGCUGUCCAUUAAAGUGCGCCACUUGGGAGAAUAUGCCAUUUUUCGCCGUCAAGCGUAAUCGAGACAAUGAAGUGCUGUACAUGAUUGGUUUCGAGGGCAAGCUAUUGGAGUACAUUGCUACAAAAAUGAAUUUUUCGGUGCAAUUUUACUGGAUGAAUGAAGAGGAAAUUAAACAAACAGUGGAUGAUGAAAACACUAUUUUUGAUAAGCUUUUUUCAACAGGUACAGACUUCGUAUUUGGUGCAUUCCAGUAUAAAGCAACUCAAACAACUGAUUCCCAUUCACCGACUACUCCAUAUUAUCUAAGCAGAUUUUACUUUAUAGUAAAUUCCGAUCUAGAGCAUUAUGGUCCUUUGCUUAAAUUAACACUGCCAUUCAUGAAUGAAAUUUGGUAUCUAUUAGCAAUUACAUACAUUUGUGGUUUUAUAUUUACCGGAGCUCUAUAUUUCAUUGACAAGUCGAAAAGAUAUUUUAUAGUCGGCUACAAAAAUAAGACUCCACUUUACAACAUGUUCAUAGCAAGUCUAGGUGGGACUAUAAUAACGCCACCAAAUAGAAAUUUUGCUCGUUUCAUACUCUUCCUGUGGAUAAUGAAAACUAUGGUGUUACGUAUAGCAUAUCAGGCUUUUCUGUACCAUUUUAUAAAAUCUGACUUACAUUUGUUACCUCCACAAACUAUACUUGAACUAUAUCAACAAAAAUAUGAUGUUUUUGUAACCGAUGUUGUAUAUGAUCUACUGGACGACUUACCGCUCCUACGUACUAUAACACACGUAUCGAAUGCGACUAACCUCUAUAAUUUUGAUUUGAUAAAAAACAAUACUUCAAAGGUAUCAAUUUUAACAGCUUUGGAGUAUUUUGGUUACUAUAGACGUGAGAAUGUAUACAAUACCGACUUCUAUGUCAUACCGGACAAAUUAUUUACUCAACAGUUAAGUAUUUAUAUGCGUAAAAAUUCGAUGAUUCUCUCGCAAUUUAAUCAGUUAAUUGCACUUUAUGCCAGCGUAGGUUUAAUGGAUAAAUGGGAGCGAGAAUUAAUUGAGACGAGAACAAGUUCGGUUAUAAAUAUUGGAGAUAAGUUGCCGCAAGUCAUGACAUUAAAGCAACUAUAUGGUGCUGUACUUUUAUUGCUCUUUGGCUACUGCUUGAGUUUAUUGGUUUUCCUCAUUGAGAUUUUAUUUUGGUCGACGCAAAAGAUGUUUAAAAAGUUAAAAUGUUCUCGAAAAAGAAAAUAUCCAAAGAAGUGUCACACAAACAGAAAUUUUUACAAUUGA
Teleopsis dalmanni is the source of this 1746-nucleotide messenger RNA. RefSeq lists its product as uncharacterized. Lineage: Eukaryota; Metazoa; Arthropoda; Insecta; Diptera; Diopsidae. The transcript is spliced from 3 exons. The record is from RefSeq and is a predicted model, not a curated record. The coding region runs from base 1 to 1746 and encodes 581 amino acids.